AAGAGCGGAGUUGGCAAGAGAGUCAGUUGGACAACUUGUAGAUGUUGAUUUCGUGCCCAAAAAGUAUUAAACGGCAGAAACUCUGUAAGAAUACAAAUUUAUCUAUGUGAACCUAUUUAAUCUAUUAGAUACAGUUUUUCAUUGACUCUGUGUUUCUUCGAGCGGAAAAUUCAAGGUGUGAGCAGCUUUAAAGAGAUUUGCAACCAAAAAUAAUUAUUACGAAUAUUCGCCACAAUAAAUAAGACUCCAAUUUAGUGAGUGUAUUUGAUGUAUGUGUCCACUACAGACAUUUGCUAAUCUUAUUUAUAAGCAAUUCCAACUGAGUGCCGAAAUUGGUUAUGAUGGAUACUUAACAGCCACGUGGAUAGAUCAGCUAAAAAUAGCAUAGAAAUGAAUGUCAACGCGUUUUAAGUGCGCUCAGCACUCGCUGCUGGUGGCCCAUAAAGGAAUCAGGGCCGGAACGUGACUUUUGGCGCAAGUAAAUUGAAGCCGCAGAGCGAUAAAAAAGUGCAAUGCCAACCUGAACGUAAUUCGUUAGCGCAAUCAAACAGAUAAAGGAGACAUAUACAUAUAUAAAUAUAUAUAUAUAUAUAUAUAUAUAGUUUGUCCAUGGCGGCCACUUCAGCUGCAUCAGGAAUGGGCGCAGCCAGGCGACUGCGUCAUCUACCCAGCCCGGCCAUUUGGAUGCUGCUGCUCGCCGCAGCUGCGACGGCAGCCCCGACAUCAACGCCGACCGCGGAUCGGCGUCGGUGCGCACACAAAGGCAUCGCAGAACUGAUUCGCACCAGUCCGGUGAUUGUCAAAGCUCUGGCAGCUCGCAUUUUCACCGAUGCCGAACUGGCCGAGCAGGCGAUGGACACGGCAUCCGCAUCGCAGGCUGCCACAAUUUUAAUAACAUUAACUCCGGAAACGAUAUACAAAGGCGCCUCGCUGCUCAAAAUGGCCAAUGGCGCCGCUGCUGGGACAGGCGAUGGCAGCCUGGGCGCUGACGGCUCUGCGUCCGGCGGAGCGCGACGCGGAGGCUUUGCCAGCGCCGGCGGUUCCAGUGCUUGGAGCGGCAGCGGUGCAGCCUAUCAGUAUGAGGGGCAACUGAAUGCCACAUUGCAGCCGCUGCAAUGCUUCGAUGCUAAUAUGCUGAAAAUGUUGCCCACGGAAUUAAUUGCUUUUGGCAAAUUACUGCCUGCCUCAGCGGUAACCGGCACGGGCUUCCCAGGCAGCCCGGAGGGCGCAGCUGUGGCCUCCAGGCAGAUGCAGCGACCACCGCAGGGAUCGGGCUUGGGCUUGGGCUUGGGUGGUGCCGUUGACAUGGCCAACGACAAGGAUGUGCUGCAUAUCAGCGUCAACGGGCUGCAUCGUUGGACGCCGCAAUUCGAGAAUCAUAUCUGGAAGCAUUUGGGCUGGGACGAUUGGAGCGAUUUUACGCUUUGCAGCGUUACCUGCGGCAAAGGUGUGCAGCAGCGUUUCCGUCGCUGUCUGCUGGACAAUCCACUGGUGAACAUUAACAUGAAUAUGAAUCUGAAUCUGAAUCUGGACGAUGACGAUGCGAUCGAAGAGGACGAGGAGGUGGCCGAGCAGGAGCAGCUGGAUGUCGAGGACGCUGACGAGGCGAAUAAUGAUGCUGCAGAGACAACGACAACGGCAGCAACAGCAACGGCAGCCGCCGCAUUCAAGGCUGAUAAUAAUGAAGUGCUCAGUCAGGACGAUAUACAGGACGAGCCCGAGGAUGCGCUGCUGCUGAUGAUGCAACCAGCAGCUGUUGACUUCCCACUCGACCCAACGACAACUGCAACUGCAGCAGCAGCAGCAGGAGCAGCAACUGGGCUAACAAGCGGCGGUAAUGAAGCGACGGGCACAGGUGUCAGCUUUGUGGCUGUUGCACGUAACGACCGUCGCAGGACACGUGCGAAUAAUCAGCACAAAAAACGCAAAGUGACCAAGAGCCUAGCCCUAUCCACACUAUUAUGCGAGGGCUACAAUAUCGAGCAGCGCAACUGCAACAGUUUCGAGUGCAGCGAUGAUAUCAGCGAUUUGCUCAAGUUCUAUAAGAAGCUGCCCGUGCCGGUCGCCGAGGAGCUGCCAACUGUCGCCAGCUAUGACAAUUUGCCAGCUGACUUCUCCGAGCUGACAACGCCCGUUUCUGUGGGCGUGGCCUACUCGUCGACGCCCGCAAAUAUGGGCUACAUUCGCAGCUGGCGGAAUAUGCUGAACUUUACAUUGAUGAUCACUCUGAGAGCGAAGAAUGAUACGAAAAAUGCUUCGACACUUUUCUCCAUACGCAACGGGACACACAAUUUGUAUCUGGAGGCGUGCAAGGAUGGACUUCGUUUGUAUCUGGAGCGCGACAAUACAACGGAAAUGUUGCCGGUGAAAUUCAAUUUAUAUGAUUAUCGCUGGCAUCAAGUGGCUAUCAGCAUACAAAAUGGCGAUUUCAUAUCGAUUUACGUCGAUUGCCUGUGGACAAACAGUUUUGUUGUCUCGAAGCGACUGUUUACGCUGCCCCUGGACGCGGAUGUGGAAAUUGGACGCGGCUUUAAUGGGGAGCUGCAGCAAUUACUGGUGCUGCCGGAGCACCAAGAGCGGCUGCAGUGCAGCAAUAAGAGGACAUCGAUUAACGAGGUGAAGCGCUACAUUAUCGACACAUUCAUCGAGGACUAUGCCAGCAAUUGAGGCGUGACGGCAUUUAAAUAUGCAUGGUAAACAGAGCCUAUACAAUUCCAAUAACAGGAGCCAAAUCAAAUGAGAAUCGUAAAUGUAUUUGAGUGGCAAACAUGUGAAUGUGUAAUGAAUAAUGCAAAUCAUUUUGAAUGCGCCAUUCAAAUGCAAUGGCUAGAAAUUUCAGUCUAUAAAACUACAUAUAAAUAUGCAAAACCAACAGAAAACAAAGAUAAAUAUAAACACACUACAUAUAUACAUACCAUAUAUUGUGAUUGAUGUUUCCUAGCAGCGCAUUCAAGUAUUGUAAAUUACGAUCUUUCCAUGUGUGUGUGUGUGUGUGUGUGUGUGAGUGUUAUUUUGUAAUUAUAAAUGCACCCACAAUAUACGCACGAGUGUUUAUCAAGUACUCACCGUAGUAUGAAUACAAUUACGAUUGAUGCUUACGAUAUUGCACUAUAUUACACACGAACACAUGUAUGUGAAUGCCAAAAAAACAAUUUAAGUUAAUUUGACAUAAAACAAUAAUUAUAAUGAAAAACAGAAGAAAAAAAAAUAGUUAACUCAAAAAAGAAAACUUAUUA
Messenger RNA from Drosophila montana, 3236 nucleotides. RefSeq lists its product as uncharacterized. NCBI's taxonomy places the organism in Eukaryota, Metazoa, Arthropoda, Insecta, Diptera, Drosophilidae. The coding region runs from base 610 to 2667 and encodes 685 amino acids. The transcript is spliced from 9 exons. The record is from RefSeq and is a predicted model, not a curated record.